Molecule: messenger RNA, 1242 nt
Organism: Triplophysa dalaica
Lineage: Eukaryota; Metazoa; Chordata; Actinopteri; Cypriniformes; Nemacheilidae
Gene: gins2
Product: GINS complex subunit 2
Exons: 5
Coding region: 50-598 (182 amino acids)
Biological process (GO): double-strand break repair via break-induced replication; DNA replication
Cellular component (GO): GINS complex; nucleus
Source: RefSeq, a predicted model, not a curated record
AGAAGAAGAAGAAGAAGAGCGGCGCUUUCGUCACAGUCAGACGCGGGAAAUGGACGCGGCAGAAGUGGAGUUUCUCGCAGAGAAAGAGAUCGUGAAAAUUAUUCCCAACUUCAGUCUAGAUAAGAUUUAUUUAAUCGGGGGGGAUCUCGGUCCGUUUAACCCGGGUCUAUCAGUGGAAGUACCGGUGUGGUUGGCCCUUAAUCUCAAACAGAGACAUAAAUGCAGGAUCGUACCGCCAGAAUGGAUGGACACUGACAAACUGGAGGAGAUUCGUGACCAGGAGAGAAAGCUGGAUACUUUCACUCCCAUACCAAGCCCGUAUUACAUGGAGCUGACAAAACUAUUACUUAACCACGCUGCAGAUAAUAUACCCAAAGCCGAUGAAAUCCGUACGCUGGUGAAAGACAUCUGGGACACGCGCAUGGCCAAACUGAGACUUUCUGCUGAUAGUUUUAUCAGCCAGCAGGAGGCUCACGCGCAGCUGGAUAAUCUCACGCUGAUGGAGAUCAAUACCACUCGCUCCUUUCUGUUGGAUUCUCUCAACUACAUGUAUAAACUGCGAUCAAACCUGCAGCCGACCAGAACUCUUGACUACUAAGAUGCUCGAAGUCUUCCACAAGAUUUAACUUUCAUAUUUACCCAUAAAGACAUGUAGUAAAAUAAAACCGUUUUCAUGUUAUAGAGCUAAUGUCAGAAGUGUCUUUUCAUAUCAAUGUUUUAUUUACAAUAUGGUGUAAGUAGUCUAUUGUAAAGAUGUUAGUUUUGUCAACCUUUUGGUAGUUAUUUGAUGUUCUUCAAACUAAAUGUCCUCUAUGGAAAAUCUUCAACUUUACUUGCCCUACUGCCACCAGGUUUUACAGGUUUUUGCAGUGAUAAGGGUUUGUUGGCGCACUAAAGUGAUUUUAAAAGUUGAAGUAAUACUGUUGGAGUACUCAUAGUCAUUCAAGCUGUACUUUUUAUAUAGCUGAUGUGUUUUGUGAUUCUGACUUAGACUCUGACUUGGUCAUGUAAAUCAAAUGUUGAAAUUUAAUGCUGCUCAUUUUGGCAUCUAUCAAAUCCAAAAUUGGAUGAUCUGGUUAUGGCAUGAACAGCCACUCAUCUCUGUUACUAUUGUUCAUGAAAUUCUAAACGUAUUAAUAAAAAUGAAACGUAUUCAUACAUGAUGAAUUAAGUUAAUGGAUUGACAUUAUAUAUAAAGGUAUUAAAGCAAUAAAAGUAUGGCAAACUAAUUUUGGAAAUAUA